AUGAAGUUUCUGAGCGCUGCUUCCUUGGCCGCAUUUUCUGGUCUUCAACUGUUAGCGGCAGCUUUUGGACCUAAUGCACACUUCUUAUGCAGUCAGGAUCAUAAAAUAUAUAUAUCAGAAAUUCAUCAACAGGAAAACAGAAAGUAUUAUACGGCUGCGGAAACUAAUGAGCCUAGGGGGCCGAAUGGGGAGCAAUACUCAGCACACCGAUUUACCCGGGAAGGACUUAAUGGAGAAACCAUUCGCUACUUGAUCCAACCAGCUAUGGAAUACCCCCACAACCGAGUUUUUGAUCAAAUCGAGGGAGAUUGGCGACCCUGUUCGUACCAUGAAAGCUAA
Blumeria graminis f. sp. triticale is the source of this 339-nucleotide messenger RNA. NCBI's taxonomy places the organism in Eukaryota, Fungi, Ascomycota, Leotiomycetes, Helotiales, Erysiphaceae. The record is from the annotation of a GenBank genome assembly.